UCGUCCCAAAUAUAUAAAAAAAAAAUUCAAUUAGAAAAAGUUGUAUAAAUCACUUGAAAAAGAAAAUGGUAGUGAAGUGGGAACCGAGGAGCAGUAGUGAGCAGAGCAGCGCUAACAAUGGCGGAAAACGAGAAUCGCACCUCAGAACCGUUUCGCCUCUUCUCUUCCUCCGCCAGUAACGUCAAUUCUGGUUUUGGAUUUUUCGACUCUCCAGAGCCGCAGCUCCCGCCUCCACCGCUACCUCCUUCUGUGGAAGUACUUUUCUCCGAGGCUUCGUCGUCUGUGAAAUAUACUGUGGAGCCUGUGAACUUGUUGGGACUUAGUUUGCUCAAGGGUCGUGUUAGUACUCGAGAGGUUUUUGCUUUGUUGAACUCAGAUUUAGUCCCUGGAAAGUAUGAAGGGGGUUUGAAGCUAUGGGAAGGUUCACUAGAUCUGGUUAAAGCUCUUCGCUCUGAGGUUGGAAAUGAGCUUUUAACUUUUACUGGGAAGCGAGUUUUAGAGCUUGGAUGUGGUCAUGGACUCCCUGGAAUCUUUGCAUGCCUUGAGGGUGCCGCUGCCGUUCAUUUCCAAGACUUUAAUGCUGAGGUCCUAAAAUGCCUAACAAUACCCAAUGUAAAUGCAAAUCUUCAGAACGAACAACAAAACUCCAAAACAGAUGUAACAGAUAGUGAGGCAGUGACAGAAGUUCGUUUCUUUGCUGGUGACUGGAGUGAAAUUGAUAAACUUCUUCCUUAUGUUCGCGACAGUAAGAAGGAAUUCAAUUGUAGUACAGGAAAUUGUUCUGUUGAUGGUUAUGAUAUUAUUUUAAUGGCAGAAACAGUAUACUCUGUCACUGUUUUCCAAAGACUUUAUGAACUUAUAAAAAAGUGCAUGAGCUAUCCACAUGGUCUGGUAUAUAUGGCAGCAAAGAAACAUUAUUUCGGAGUGGGUGGAGGAACCCGACAAUUUUUAGCAAUGGUGGAGAAAGAUGGCCUUAUGGCUUAUAGCUUGGUUGCUGAAGUUACAGAUGGCUCUUCUAAUGUCAGAGAGGUUUGGAAGCUUUCCUAUAAGUAGGUUUUCAAAUUCCAUUUAUCAUGUUACUAAAAUUCAGUUUUUAUGUCCUUCCGCUUUAUUGGUUUCUCACUGGGCCAACCAAAAAUCACCUCCUCUAUGAAAGAAUGAAUCAAACUUAAAGUAGUAUACUAUGUGGAGAGAACAUGUAGAGGAUGCUUGAUAAUUAGAUAGCCUCAAUUGAAGUUAUCAUUCACAACAUUUUGAAUUUUUGAAUCACUUCAUGUUGCUAACUAUAAAUAGGUGAGAACAAUUAUAAUUUUGUUCCAA
Molecule: messenger RNA, 1320 nt
Organism: Humulus lupulus (European hop)
Lineage: Eukaryota; Viridiplantae; Streptophyta; Magnoliopsida; Rosales; Cannabaceae
Exons: 9
Coding region: 118-1053 (311 amino acids)
Source: RefSeq, a predicted model, not a curated record